AUGACCCUGACUGAGAAGCUGCGCGAGAGGACGUCGCGAGCCUUCUACAGCCACGGCCUGCGCUGUGCCUCCUACCCCAUCCCCAUCAUCCUCUUCACUGCCCUCUGCAUCCUGGCCUGCUGUUAUCCCCUGCUGAAGCUGCCACUGCCUGGAACAGGACCUGUGGAGUACAGCACCCCAGUGAAGGAUUACACCCCACCCUCUCCAGACACAGGCCUGCAGCAAGGGGACCUCGGCGAGCGUCCCGACUGGUAUGUUGGUGCUCCUGUGGCCUACAUCCAGCAGAUCCUGGUGAAAGCUACUGUGUCCCCAUGGCAGAAGAACUUCCUUGCUGUGGAUGUAUUUCGCUCCCCCCUCUCCCGUGUCUUCCAGCUGGUGGAAGAGAUUAGGAACCAUGCCCUGAGAGACAGUUCUGGUGUGAAAAGCUUGGAGGAGGUUUGCCUCCAGGUAACAGAUCUCCUGCCUGGCCUGAAGAAGCUGCGGGACCUGCUGCCAGAGCACGGCUGUCUGCUGCUGUCUCCAGGCAACUUCUGGCAGAACGACCGGGAGCGCUUCACCGCCGACCCAGACAUCAUCAGAACCAUCCACCAGCACGAGCCAAAGACUCUGCAGACAUCAGCCACUCUCAAAGAUCUGUUGUUUGGGCUCCCUGGGAAGUACAGUGGGGUGAACCUCUACAACAGGAGGAGAGUGGUGUCCUACACUGUCACACUGGGGCUCCAGCACUACGAUGCCAGCUUCCUCAGCAGCCUGCGCUCUCGCCUCAAGCUGCUGCACCCCAGCCCCAACUGCACGCUGCGGGAGGAGAGCAUCGUCCACGUCCACUUCAAGGAGGAGAUUGGCAUUGCUGAGCUCAUACCCCUGGUCACCACCUACAUCAUCCUCUUCGCUUACAUCUACUUCUCCACACGGAAGAUCGACAUGGUGAAGUCCAAGUGGGGCCUGGCGCUGGCGGCGGUCGUGACGGUGCUCAGCUCCCUGCUCAUGUCCGUCGGGCUCUGCACACUCUUUGGCCUGACACCCACCCUUAAUGGAGGAGAGAUCUUCCCAUACCUGGUGGUAGUGAUUGGCCUGGAGAAUGUGUUGGUUCUCACGAAGUCUGUUGUCUCUACACCUGUGGACCUGGAGGUGAAGCUUCGCAUUGCCCAAGGCUUGAGCAAUGAGAGCUGGUCCAUCAUGAAGAACAUGGCAACAGAGCUUGGGAUCAUCUUGAUUGGGUACUUCACCCUUGUCCCAGCCAUCCAGGAGUUCUGCCUCUUUGCUGUGGUUGGGCUGGUGUCUGACUUCUUCCUCCAGAUGUUUUUCUUCACCACCGUGCUGUCCAUUGACAUUCGCCGUAUGGAGCUGGCGGAUCUGAACCGGCGGCUGCCGGCAGAGGCCUGCCUGCCGCCACUGAAGCCCAGCGGCCGCCCCCAGCGCUACGAGCGGCAGCCGGCCCUGCGGCCUGCCACCCCCCACACCAUCACCCUCCAGCCCUCCUCCUUCAGGAACCUGCGCCUGCCCAAGAGGCUCAGGGUCAUCUACUUCUUCGCCAGGACCCGGCUGGCCCAGAGGCUCAUCAUGGCCGGGACGGUGAUCUGGAUUGGCAUCCUGGUGUACACGGAUCCUGCUGGUCUCCGCACCUACCUCACCUCCCAGGUCACCGAGCAGAGCCCCCUGGGGGACGCAGGUCUGCCCCCAAUGCCUGUUCCUGGAGGGGUCCUGCCUGCUGGAGACCCCAAGAUUGACCUCUCAGUCUUCCCAUCGGACUCCAUGCAGCUGUCAGAAAACCAGACGCAGCAGCAGGAGCAGAAGUCGGGGCUGGAGUCCCUGAGGAAUGGGCAGGCAGAGCUUGGAGCUGAAGCAGAGGUUACCUGGGGGGCAGAGGAUGAGGAGAUCUGGAGGAAGCUUUCCUUCAGACACUGGCCAUCCCUCUUCAGCUACUACAACAUCACUCUGGCCAAAAGGUACAUCAGCAUUCUCCCAGCGAUCCCAGUCACCCUCUACCUGAACCCACAGGAGGCCUUGGAGCUGCGGCAUCCCCAGGAGGCCAACCGCUACCACCCCUUCCUGUCUGCCAGCGCUGGGAAGCUGGAUGCUGAGCCUCAGCCUGACCCAGCCAAGGCCAAGCUGCAAGGCCACCAGGAUGUCACUCUCUACAAGGUGGCUGCUCUGGGCCUGGCCUCAGGCAUCAUCCUGGUGCUGCUGCUCUUCUGCCUGUACCGAGUGCUGUGCCCCAGGAACUAUGGGCAGAAUGGGCUGGCCCCCAGCCGCCGGAGGAGGGGCGACCUGCCCUGUGACGACUACGGCUACUCCCCGCCCGAGACUGAGAUCGUCCCCUUGGUGCUCAGGGGACACCUCAUGGACAUCGAGUGUCUGGCCAGUGAUGGGAUGCUGCUUGUCAGCUGCUGCCUGGUGGGCCAGAUCCGUGUCUGGGAUGCCCAGACUGGUGACUGCCUCACUGUUAUCCCCAAGCCAAGGUUGCGAAGGGACAGCAGUGGCAUCUUUGACUACCAGGAGAGCUGGGACCACAGCCCAGAUGGGAAGAAUGGAUUGGAUGACACCUUUGAGAGCAGCCACCAGCUCAAGAGGCUGCUCAGCCCUCCCCAGCCUCCUCUUUUCUGUGACCAGCCAGACCUCACCUCUCUCAUUGACACCAACUUCUCGGAGCAGGUGAAGGUGGCUGAGUCGGAGCCGCGGCUGCGGGCUGUGGGUGCUCGCCAGAAGGAGAGCGGCUAUGACUUCAGCAGCCUGGUUGGCAAAGCCUAUGAGGAGCAUGGCACCUCCAGCUGCAGGAGCUUCUCUGGGCUGCCCUCCCUGCACAGCCAGGCUGGCUUCUGUGUGGGGAGCAGCUGUGAGAAAGCCUCACCACUUCCUAACUGGGGAGGAGACCUGGAGAGCUCUGUCUGGAGCCUGGACCUGCAGGGAAACCUGAUCGUGGCUGGCCGGAGUAACGGGAAGCUGGAGGUCUGGGAUGCAAUCGAGGGGACCCUGCGCAGCAGUAAUGAAGAAGGUCAAUCUGGCAUCACAGCCCUUGUCUUCCUGAACAACAGGAUCGUGGCUGCGCGGCUGAACGGCUCCUUGGAUUUCUUCUCCCUGGACACACAAACGGCCCUGAACCACCUGCAGUUCCGAGGAGCCCCGAGCCGCAGCAGCAUCCCCUCCUCCCCUGUGUUCAGCAGCAGUGAGCUGAUCAGCUGCCAGCUCACCCACACCGUGUCCUGUGCCCACCAGAAGCCGAUCACCGCGCUGAAGGCCGCGGCUGGCCGCCUGGUCACCGGCAGCCAGGACCACACCCUGAGGGUGUUCCGACUGGAGGACUCCUGCUGCCUGUUCACGCUGCAGGGCCACUCGGGAGCCAUCACAGCUGUCUACAUGGACCAGACGAUGGUGCUGGCGAGCGGCGGCCAGGACGGAGCCAUCUGCCUGUGGGAUGUGCUGACAGGCAGCAAGGUCAGCCACAUGUAUGCCCACCGAGGGGACGUCACCUCCCUCACCUGCACCACCUCCUGUGUCAUCAGCAGCGGCCUGGACGAUGUCAUCAGCAUCUGGGACCGCAGCUCAGGGAUCAAGCUCUAUUCCAUCCAGCAGGAGAUGGGCUGCGGCGCCAGCCUGGGCGUCAUCUCUGACAACCUGCUGGUGACAGGGGGGCAGGGCUGUGUCUCCUUCUGGGACAUCGGCUAUGGGGACCUGCUGCAGACUGUCUACCUGGGCAAGAGCAACGAGGCGCAGCCGGCGCGGCAGAUCCUGGUGCUGGAGAACGCUGCCAUCGUCUGCAACUUCGGCAGCGAGCUCAGUCUGGUCUACGUGCCCUCCGUGCUGGAGAAGCUGGACUGAGGAGCGGGAGGAAGAGGGACAGGCCUCGGAGCCUGGGUGGAGGAAGGCAGGUGGGGCGGGAGGUCUGAGCCCCUCCUGCUGUGGAGGGCAGGGAGACAGCAGCUCCAUCGCCCUCUCCAUGCCCCUCCUGGGACCAUUCUGGCCCCAUGCUCUGCAGGGCUAAGCCCUCCUCCUCUGCCCCUUCUCCGUGCAGUCACAGCAGUGUGAUGGUCCCAGGCUGGAGCAAAGGGACAGGGGGAGCUGGGGUCUGUAUGGCAGUGGCUGC
This is a messenger RNA of Indicator indicator, 4081 nucleotides long. RefSeq names its product SREBF chaperone (gene SCAP). Gene Ontology annotation, molecular function: protein binding; sterol binding. Gene Ontology annotation, biological process: SREBP signaling pathway. NCBI's taxonomy places the organism in Eukaryota, Metazoa, Chordata, Aves, Piciformes, Indicatoridae. Gene Ontology annotation, cellular component: Golgi membrane; endoplasmic reticulum membrane. The transcript has 24 exons. The coding region runs from base 1 to 3816 and encodes 1271 amino acids. The record is from RefSeq and is a predicted model, not a curated record.